CAACCGCUUGGCCUAGUUUUCAAGUCAGACUUUGGUCUUGAUGUCGUGUGACCAAAACUCUCUGUUAUGUGAACAGAAUUCUCAUUCCAACUGCAAACUUGAUCUUUUUCGACACACGAUCGAAUUUACACGAGAUGUUACACAACAUAUUUUUGCUUUUUGUGGGUCUGCUGUCAUUGGAACACGUGUCCUUUGCAGAGGUUCCUUCUUCACAAAUAGUAAAUAUCACAGAAACAAGAGAGUAUGCUGAGAGGAUGCAGAACUUCACCAGGACAAAUUUUGAGCACUUGGUGAAAGUGAGGAACAGAUCCAUGUAUGUUGUAAGGAGCUGUAAAGAGCUCAGGGACAGAUAUGAUGAACGAGAAGAUGGAGUAUACUACCUGACUACAGGUAAUGGCAUGCUGUACCAGACUUACUGUGAUAUGACUACUGCGGGAGGUGGAUGGACGCUGGUGGCAAGCGUCCAUGAAAACAGCGUUUAUGGGAGGUGCACUGUGGGUGAUCGCUGGUCCAGCCAGCAGGGAAACAAUGCUGACCUGCCGGAUGGAGACGGGAACUGGUCCAACAGAAACACCUUUGGAACAGUAGAGAGCGCCACUUCUGAUGACUUUAAGAAUCCAGGUUACUACGAUAUAACAGCUGAGGACAUGUCUGUGUGGCACAUUCCCAACAACUUGCCGCUGGAAUUCUGGAACAUGGAAGCUGCAGCCGUCCUCCGCUACCACACUGGAAACCGCUUCCUCAGACUGUAUGGAGGAAAUCUCUUUCAGCUCUUCAAGCAAUAUCCAGUGAGAUACAAUGUUGGGUCAUGCGGUGACAGAGGGCCAGCUAUUCCCAUCGUAUACGACCACGGGGAUAAGGAGUCCACCAGAAUGUUGUAUGGACCCAGUUCAAGAAGGGAGUUUGAACCAGGCUUCAUCACAUUCAGAGCAAUAAACUAUGAACGUGCCGCCAUGGCUAUCUGCUCCGGUGUCAAGCCAACUGUUGGUUACAACACUGAACAUUACUGUAUAGGAGGAGGAGGAUAUUUCCACCCUGACCAGUGUGGGGACUUCCCAUCAUUUGACUACGACAGACUGGGCAGGGAGCAAGGCUGGAGCGCCUCCAGAGAGAUGACCGAGGCUGCUGUCUUACUGUUUUACCGCUGAGAGGAUUUGUGUACAUGUAGCCUCGACUAUAGUCUGUUCAGCUGUCCCAGCUGUAACCAGAUCAGGUGAAAUCAGGCUCAUUUUACAAUGUUUAUUAACCACAUGGUUUCUGUAUAUCAGAAACCAAAUGGAAAUUAAGAGAUAAUUAAAAGAGUGAUUUUGAAAUUUAACCCACCACCAGAUGGUACUAUGAAUUGUCUAUUCAAAUAAAACAUUAUUGUAAAUCA
Oreochromis aureus is the source of this 1375-nucleotide messenger RNA. RefSeq names its product intelectin-like. The transcript has 8 exons. The record is from RefSeq and is a predicted model, not a curated record. The coding region runs from base 135 to 1148 and encodes 337 amino acids. Gene Ontology annotation, molecular function: oligosaccharide binding. NCBI's taxonomy places the organism in Eukaryota, Metazoa, Chordata, Actinopteri, Cichliformes, Cichlidae.